AUGUCUUUCGACACCGAGAAAUUUAUUCAAGAAAUUGAAAGGCGAAGAGCAAUCUGGGACGUAUCUUGUGAGGAGUACAGUGACCGUGACGUGAAAGAGAAGAAGAUGGGAGGAAAUCGCAAAUAUAAUGUAAAGAAGCAGAAAAGCAACGACGACGGAUUGAUUGAUGUACUACAACAGAGUAUCGCACUGAGGGAGGAGCGUGAAAGGAACCAAGAAUCUGAUUCAGAUAGACUAUUUCUGAUUUCAUUACUAGAAGACAUGAAAAAGAUUCCGGAACAACGCAAGCUUUUAUUGACGUCAUAA
Schistocerca cancellata (South American locust) is the source of this 306-nucleotide messenger RNA. RefSeq lists its product as uncharacterized. The record is from RefSeq and is a predicted model, not a curated record. The transcript has 2 exons. Bases 1 to 306 code for a protein of 101 amino acids. Gene Ontology annotation, molecular function: DNA binding. NCBI's taxonomy places the organism in Eukaryota, Metazoa, Arthropoda, Insecta, Orthoptera, Acrididae.